AUGUCCACGCCGCAGGAACCCGUCAAGCCGGAAACACCCGCCGCACACGACUCUCCGGCGCCCGCCGCCGCCGACGAGCAAAAAACCGAGUCGCAGGAGUCCGUGGACGUGGAGAAAUUGAAGGAAGACUUCCAGGAAAAGGCUCGCAUGUACUUGAUCGAGCAGUCGCGACAUGUCAUCAUUCCGUCGUUCGCCAAGUGGUUUGACAUGAACGACAUCCACGCCAUCGAGAAAAAACUGUUCCCCGAUUACUUUGCCGCAGAGAACGGCGCCCUGUUUGUGUCCUCCUAUAAGUCUGCCCAAACAUACAAGCACAUGAGAGAUUUCAUGAUCAACACGUACCGCAUAAACCCGAUCGAGUACUUGACGGUCACGGCGGUCAGAAGAAACUUGGCCGGCGACGUGGGCUCUGUCAUUCGCAUCCAUCGCUUCUUGGAGAAAUGGGGCUUGAUCAACUACCAGAUCGAUCCAAACACGAAACCGUCCUUGGUGGGGCCCCAGUACACCGGCCACUUCCAGAUUACGCUAGACACGCCCAAGGGUUUGACGCCGUUUGUGCCGGAGUCUGUUUCGGGCGCUACCCCCAAAAACGAAGCUGAGGAUGCGAUGGAUGUCACCAGCGACAACAACACCGCCGUUCCGAAGGUGGCUGUCAAGGAGGAGGAGGAUGAAAACGCCGCCAUCCCGCUCAACAUGGAAAUCACCAGAAACAUCUUCGACAACUCCAAGUCUCAGAAGACCCUCUCGUCGGUGUCUUUCUACUGUAGUGAGACUGCCAACGACAUCUCGGAUGUCAGAUACCACAACUUGAAGAGCAAGGUUUCGAUUGGCGGCUCGCUUGGCCCCUCGGUCAUCAGCAAAGACUGCUAUGAGCAAGGCUUGUUCCCUCUGAAUUUCACAGCUUCCGACUUCAUCAAGUUGGACCGCGCAACGGCUGGCUCUGAGUGGACGCAGCAGGAGACGUUGUUGCUUUUGGAAGGUGUGGAGAUGUACGGCAGCUGCGAAUCUAACCCCCAGUCUCUCUUCAUCAAUUCAAACGGACAGUGGGACAAGAUCAGCGAACACGUCGCCACCAAGACAAGAUCAGAGUGUUUGACCCGCUUCUUGCAGUUGCCUAUCGAAGACAAGUAUCUCCAGAACGUCGCCAAGCCCGAGAAAACGGGUGUUGUCGGUGAGGGAAUACCCAGGGACACCAUCAUCCUGGAAGUUGUUUCCAAAUUGAUCGAGACAAACCAGGGCCGGGAUAUCUUGAAACAAAACGGUAAGGAGAAGCUUGAAGAGAGCAUUCAGAGCCAAUCUAAUUUGAUCAACCAAGUGAUUGAGUUGACGCUAGAGAAAUUCGAAGCCAAAAUGAAGGUGCUUGAUCGGUUGGAGGCUGACUUGGUAAAAACAGAGAACUUGUUGAAUUUGCAGAGAAAGCAGGUUUUGGUCGAGAGAUGGUUGAACUUUGAGAAGUUGAGCAAAUUCAAGAAGCAGACAAACAACCCGGACUUGGAAGAAUUGUUGGACGACCUAUUGACGCCGAUCAACAUCAAAGAGGUGAAUGAGAACUUCAACAAAACCAACUUGGAGGAUGCUUCGGAGGUAAGUGCCGUGCAGAAGAAGGACCAGAUAGCGGAAGAUAUGCCGAUCAGUGUGGUGGAGCCCAAGGCGUACCUGUCGUGGUCUGUUUAA
Messenger RNA from Australozyma saopauloensis, 1674 nucleotides. RefSeq lists its product as uncharacterized. Gene Ontology annotation, molecular function: DNA binding; histone binding. Gene Ontology annotation, cellular component: SWI/SNF complex. Lineage: Eukaryota; Fungi; Ascomycota; Pichiomycetes; Serinales; Metschnikowiaceae. Bases 1 to 1674 code for a protein of 557 amino acids. The transcript has a single exon. The record is from RefSeq and is a predicted model, not a curated record. Gene Ontology annotation, biological process: positive regulation of DNA-templated transcription.